UAAGCCUCCACAGCUCAAGCGGCAGAGCUGGGAAUCAAACCCGGUUCCUCCAGAUUAGAUACACGAGCUCUUAACCUCCUAUGCCACUGCUGGUCCCCCCUCCUUCUUUGUAAGCCUGAGUGAUGGCCCUUUGGGGUUUUCUUCAGCACCACCCUGAAUCCAAGCCCUGGUAGAACCACUAGGCCACCUGCUCAAUUCUGUCUCUGUCCCCCACCCUGGCAGGCAGUCCAGGUCGGACCUCACAGUCUCUGUGACCACCUGCCUACCCCCCACCCGGCAAUCCUGCCUGGCCCUCAAAGGCCCCUGCAUCAAAUGUCUGUGACAUCAGAAGGAUAAAGGGUGGCCUGGUCCAGCCCAGGUGAAAUGGCCAGGUGCGUUUGAAGAGAAGCUUGAAGGUUCCCGGGUGCUGCCGAUCCUCUGACUCGGCCCUCGGGAUGGGGACUUGUCAGGGCCGGCUGCCACAAACCACCAAGCCUUUGUGCCACGAAGUGAGAGAGAAGCUGCGGUCCCCCGUCAUCAUCUUUGUGAUCGGAGGCCCGGGAUGUGGCAAAGGGCCCUGCUGUGCCCGCCUGGCUACCAAGUACAAUUUCUACCACGUGGCAGUGGGAGAGCUCUUGCGGGAGGAAGUGAAAAAAGCCACCGGCAACAGCAAGGCCAUCAAGGACAUCGUGCUGAGAGGAGCCCUGGUCCCAGCGGGUUACGUCUUGAACUUGCUGAUGGACAACAUGCUUAAAACAGAAAAUGUCAAGGGCUUCUUUAUCGACGGCUUUCCCCGGGAAAUCAGCCAGGCCAGGCUGUUUGAAGAAGUGGUGGGACGCUUACCUAACAUCGUGAUAGUGUUCGAUUGCUCCACAGAGACGAUGAUCCAGCGGCUGCUGCUUCGGAGCCACACGGGCACCCGGGCUGACGACCACGACAGGAUCAUCCGGCAGCGGCUGGAGACCCACUACACGCUCUCCGAGCCCGUCUUCACCUAUUACCUGCAGAGGGACCUGCUUCGGAAUGUCCUGGGAGAGGAACCUUCAGAAAUUAUCUUUGCCAAAUGCUGCAGCGUUGUCGACGAUGUCUUGAAGGGACAAUCUGUACAGGCCUAAACCACACAUAGUCUACUGAGUACUAAGCAGAAAAUAAAAGGUUUAAGCCGCUGGGCUCUAGAGAUACCUUCAAAAAACAAAACAAAACCCCCAGGG
Molecule: messenger RNA, 1190 nt
Organism: Sphaerodactylus townsendi
Lineage: Eukaryota; Metazoa; Chordata; Lepidosauria; Squamata; Sphaerodactylidae
Product: adenylate kinase isoenzyme 1-like
Exons: 5
Coding region: 435-1094 (219 amino acids)
Biological process (GO): nucleoside triphosphate biosynthetic process
Cellular component (GO): cytosol; cytoplasm
Molecular function (GO): ATP binding; AMP kinase activity
Source: RefSeq, a predicted model, not a curated record